UGGCUCAAUCGACCAAACCCUAUCGACAAUCAUCAGCAUUUCCUCUCCCUGAUUGAACAAAUCUGAAAUACAUGCCCAACAGUUUCAGCACAAUGGCUCUCACCUCCCUCUUCCUCCCUCUCCUCCUCCUGCUUUCUUCUCUCCAUGUUGUCACCACCGUCGCUAGAGCCGCCCCAAAAUUCGACUCCCUGGCCGGCGAGGCUAACGCGAUCUCUCCCAAAGCAUACCUUAUCCAUUACUGGGACAAGCAAAUCACCAAUAACCUCCCCAGGCCACCAGUCCUCUUCUCCAAAGCAUCACCCCUGACCGUUGCAUCCGCGGCCAUCUUCACCCAACUUGUCGCUAAUGACGCCAUCUCCGAUCACCUCCUAUCUUUCUGUGAGGAGGCAAAACUACUUUGCUUCUUGAACUCAUCAUUUAAUGGCGUCGAAGUGACAGACAGCAACUUGGAGUCUGCCGAUGCUAGCAACAUAAAUUGGGGGCCGCCUCCCGAUGCUAACAACAAGAAUUUCCACUUUGAUGUCGAUACAACGGUGAAAGCUGAUGACAAGAAUGUAAAUAGGGGCAUGGAGCCAAGCGUGUUCUUCCGAGAGUCAAUGCUGAAGAGCGGUAACGUGAUGUCAAUGCCCGCCCUCCGGGACAAUUUGCCCAAAAGGUCAUUUUUGCCCCGCGGCAUAUCCUCCAAAUUGCCAUUCUCAACCUCAAAGCUUGCAGAGCUGAAGCAAAUAUUCCAUUCCGUUGAGAAUUCCACAAUGGAGAAGAUCAUGGCACACACACUAGGCCAGUGUGAGGGUGCGGCGAUCCAUGGUGAAACCAAGAGGUGCGUGGCCUCCAUCGAGGACAUGAUCGAUUUCGCCACCUCGAUAUUGGGUCAUGACGUCGCGGUCCGAUCCACGGAGGGCACCGGAGGCUCGAAGCAAGAGGUUUUGAUCGGGCUGGUCAUUAGGCUCAAGGGAGCCGAAGUGAGCAAGCCCGUGGCCUGUCACCAGAAUCUAUUUCCUUACAUGGUAUAUCACUGCCAUGCAUUAGAAAACGACCGCAUUUACGAAGUAGACAUACUAGACCGCAAGUCCAAGGCUAAGAUCAACCACGGCGUCGCCAUCUGUCAUAUGGACACGUCGGCUUGGGGGCCUACCCACGAGGCGUUCCUCACGCUCGGGUCGGGUCCUGGCCGGAUCGAGGUCUGCCAUUGGGCAUAUGAGAACAGCAUGGUAUGGACAACCGCUGAGUGAUAAUGAAAGAACGAAGUGUGGCCAACACCGAAUAAAUAUGGGUUCGGCCUAGUGAUCAAGAGAGAACUUAGUCUCUCGCUGGCUUCAACCCAAGUCCUCAUUCGCCUUAUAUUAUCGUCUAAUAUAGUAUCUAAAUCCGAUACGCAGAACUAUGCGUCUGUGUUUAGUGCGUGAAAGUUGUCAUGAUCAGUAAAUCUUAAGUGUUUUUAUGA
Molecule: messenger RNA, 1444 nt
Organism: Syzygium oleosum
Lineage: Eukaryota; Viridiplantae; Streptophyta; Magnoliopsida; Myrtales; Myrtaceae
Product: polygalacturonase-1 non-catalytic subunit beta-like
Exons: 2
Coding region: 72-1232 (386 amino acids)
Source: RefSeq, a predicted model, not a curated record